AUGGAAGAGUUUUUCACAGAAUUGACACAAUUUGGUUUGCAACUCGAAGAAUCAUGUCGAGAGUUGAGGACUACAAUUGAAAGUCCUGCGUUGCCGGUAUCCUCGGGAUAUCAUGAAAACUUUCGUGAUAUGUCGAUACAAAGUAAAUCAAUGUUGAAUGAAGUAAUUGCUUUAGAAAAAACUCAAAAUAUCAAUCAUCCUAUGUCGAAAUUAGUUUUGGCUACGAAAAAUGUUUAUGAUCAGAUGAAACAUGAAAUAAGUUUACUGGAGGAACAAUUACGUGAAUUUGGGUUGGAAGAAAUUUUCGUUGCGAAAUCUGCAAUUGCCAAUGAGGAAAUGAAGGAAACGGUCGAGGAAAUCAUGAAGUCAUCUAACGAACCUCCAAAGUUACAUCCCGAACCCGAAAGACGAAAUACAUCACCUGUUACCAAAACAUUUAAAAGACUUUCCACUCAAACACAAGAAAGUCCGACACUUGAAAGCUUUGGUUUAUCGGAUCACGCGAUGGCACUACUUAAAGCUGGUACCCCCGAAUUGAUUAAAGGUUAUGGGAUUCAACUCAUUUCUAAUGAUUCGGAAAAACAAAAGGAUAUGCCAAUUGAAAAAGUUGCCAAGAAAAUUGACGUGACACCAACGUCAGCAUUGGAACGUCAGCAAAUAUCACCCAUGUCAAGUUUUCCAUCUGAUCAAAUGUCAGAAUGCACACAAAUUAGACCCAUUACAAAAGAAGAGAUGGCAACUCUUGGUUAUGAUAUUCGCAGACAAGUUUCUAUGGAAUUUUUAAAUCAGGUCAUAUAUGACAUUAAUGAGAUGGUCGCAGAUAAACACGACUUGCCAGAUUUUCCGCGACAAGCUUGGAAUGAAUUCACGUAUGAUGAACUUUUGAAUGAAAUUGGAGUGGGUGGAACAGCUGCAAUUGAUAUUGUUUUAUUAGCUUUGAUAACUUUGGAUAGAAUUGUAUCAAGAUGCAGCGAUCCUGAUCUAUUGAAAAAAAGAUAUCGAAUUCUUUAG
Molecule: messenger RNA, 1011 nt
Organism: Funneliformis caledonium
Lineage: Eukaryota; Fungi; Glomeromycota; Glomeromycetes; Glomerales; Glomeraceae
Source: the annotation of a GenBank genome assembly